Penicillium malachiteum is the source of this 777-nucleotide messenger RNA. RefSeq names its product GNAT family N-acetyltransferase. Lineage: Eukaryota; Fungi; Ascomycota; Eurotiomycetes; Eurotiales; Aspergillaceae. The coding region runs from base 1 to 777 and encodes 258 amino acids. The record is from RefSeq and is a predicted model, not a curated record. Gene Ontology annotation, molecular function: acyltransferase activity, transferring groups other than amino-acyl groups. The transcript has a single exon.
AUGGCUGCCCCGCUUUCAACCUCAGAAGUCCUCCUCAUUCCCAAGGCCUUUCCAUCUACAGAAAGCCUGGAGGAGGUGGUGCAACGAUACAAAAAGCUUCGAUUACAUGGUCUCAAAGUCGAUCCGAAAUCCUUCUCGUCUACCUACAGCGAAGAGUCCAACUUCCUUCCUGAGACAUGGCGAUCUCGCGUUCUAAACCCGAUGUCAAAGACUUUCGUUGCGGCAACUGAUCCCGACCCAGGCGCACAGCCAAAUGACACAAAUUUUGAACUCAUACCAGAAACACAAUUCAUUGGCAAGGAUCCACAUCUUGUAGGGUUGCUACGAAAAGAAUGGGUGGGGAUUGCCACGCUACUAGGCCCAAUUCCGCUUCUCGCAUCCGCUGUCAAUGAAGACAACACGACUACGAAACCAUGGGACGCCUUCAUUAAGGAUCGAAAAUAUAAUAUUCCGUCAGGCAGUCCAGCGCUCGAGGAUGUAGAAGGUUCCCAUCUCGUUUACUUGGUUGUUGGAAUGUUCAUCUCGCCUGAAGCAAGAAGAAAGGGCCAUGCUUCGAGGCUUCUUGAAGCUUUGAUCAAGGAGAUGCGCGAAGAAGCUAGUAGACAUGGUACGAGUAAGGCAAGUAUCACUCUUCAGACAGAACCUGGCAACGACAAUGCGGUGCGACUCUAUGAAAGACUGGGUUUUACUGUUUGGGAUGAGGCUCUGCCAAUGGAAAAUAUGAAGGGAGACAUAUCAUAUAUGGCUUCUUUGGCUAAAGAGUUCGAAUUUAGUUGA